AUGCCACCCAAGGAAAAGAAGAAUAAGGACGAUAGGCCAUAUAAAUGUACAAUGUGUGAUAAAGCCUUUCAUAGGUUGGAACAUUUGACCAGGCAUAUUAGGACACAUACUGGAGAAAAACCACAUCCAUGUACGUUUCCCGGAUGUGCUAAGAAGUUUUCCAGGUCUGACGAAUUAACUAGACAUUUAAGGAUACAUAAUAAUCCUAGCUCAAGGAAGAAGAAUAGAAUUGCCGGUAAUUUCACGAUGGAUUCUGACAAUGAAUCAAACAAACAAAUGAACCAACAGCAGUCGCUGCUGGUUUAUAACCAAAUGCCUACUGCGGCUAUACCAGUCACUAUUGAUAGAAAUGGAAAUCAUAUCUACCACCAGCCUUACCCUGUAUAUUUUAUUCCACAAACACAACAAAACAGCCAGCUGCCGAUUCAGUCACCUCCACAACAACAACAGCAGCAGCAGCAGCAGCAGCAGCAGCAACAACAACAAGGAAAUACCUAUCAAAGUCAAACACCACCUAUUUCAAUUAACCCACGGCCUUACCAACAACAACAGUCAGCAGUAUUUUCCUUGCCGUCGUCGCCUACGAACUUUCUGUUUGUCAACCAGAUGGGCCACCAACAACAGCCAUCGCAGCAGCCAUCUCAGCAAUCAUCUCAGCAACCAUCUCAGCAAACAAAUUCGCUCCGCAAAGCGUUGUCUUCGGAGACUAUCAAAUUACCUUCAAUAAAUUCAAUAAAUCCUAAAUCACCUACUUCUAGAGGACACCCAAUAUCAAAUUCAGGAUCAGCUACAUCCAUAGCAUCCGGUAACCAUAUAUUCAGCCAAGCCAGCAGCAUGUCAAGUGGAAAUUCUGCCCCUCAUUCGUUAAGCACCACUCCUGAUAAUUAUAGCAAUGGCUCCAGUAUAAAUAACCAAUCGUUAUCAAAUUUAAAGGAUUAUUUCCAUCAGAACCAUUUGAAACCUAAUAAUAAAAUAUUCAAUGCCAGCUCGAACUCAUUAUCUUCCAUGUCAGGGAAAAUGAAGUCAUCAUCUGCUACAAAUUUGGCAUCAUUGAAUAAUUUAUCGUUGCAGAGAUUAACGCCUAUCAAGCCCUUAAAUUCAAAUACCAGAAGCAAUAAUAACACGCAUAUCAAUACACCAGUUCCACAAUACUCUUCAAAUGUUCCUAAGCAAGACUCAUCUACCUCGUUGAAUCUUGAAUUCUAUAUGCCUUCGGCUAAGAAAUCAAGACCAAAUUCCCCAGUACAAUUACCAACCUCCCAUUCAAGCUCAACCUUGCUCCAGCCCCAAAGUUAUUCUCAUACCGAUGUUUCACAUAUCAUGCUGCAUGCCCCAACUAACCCAGCGUUCAUUAUAUCGCCUAAUGAAACACCGCUACAAACACCUUCGCAAUCUCCACAUUUUGGUCCACAACAGACGCCAAUGGAUAAAUCGAUGAACUCGCUUAAUUUACUCAACGCAGCAGCCCAAAACUUACAACAACAUGAGAACAGUACGUCGUCUACUUCUAGCAAAGAAAACAUUGCGACCACAGGAACUCAAUUACCUCCAAUCAGGUCGGUGUUUGAUUUCGCUAAAUUGCAUAAAUGA
This is a messenger RNA of Debaryomyces hansenii CBS767, 1590 nucleotides long. Its product is annotated as C2H2-type zinc finger protein. The record is from RefSeq and is a predicted model, not a curated record. Lineage: Eukaryota; Fungi; Ascomycota; Pichiomycetes; Serinales; Debaryomycetaceae. Bases 1 to 1590 code for a protein of 529 amino acids. Gene Ontology annotation, cellular component: nucleus; cytoplasm. Gene Ontology annotation, molecular function: RNA polymerase II cis-regulatory region sequence-specific DNA binding. The transcript has a single exon.